GAAGAAGAAUCGAAAAGAAGUAUUCGUCACUAGUUCGGUACAAGAAUACAUGCAUACAAAAGCAUUAGAAGUUUUCUUACAUUUUUUCGUUGACGAAAGUGUCAUCUAAAUAAAGAUGACAGGUUUUACAGAAAGUGCUCUUGUCAAGAGACUGAUGGAUUUAAAUCCUUCUCAACAAAGCAUCCAAACACUUUCACUUUGGUUAAUACAUCACAGAAAACAUCACCCGACCAUCGUAAAAGUCUGGUUCAGGGAGAUGUGCAAAGUGAAGGACAAUCGUAAGUUAAUGUUUAUGUAUUUGGCAAAUGAUGUUAUCCAGAAUAGUAAAAAGAAAGGUCCAGAAUUUGGCAAAGAAUUUGAAACAGUAUUACCAAAAGCGUUUGAACAUAUGAAAGGAUUUGAUGAGAAAACAAGGGAAAGAUUAAAUAGGCUAUUACAAAUUUGGGAAGAGAGAGGUGUUUAUGAUAAAAUUCAAAUAGCGGAAUUCAAAGCAGCUUUCUUGGACACUGUUAAAGACCCGGGCACUCCGCCGCCAAAAAAGAAACCAAAAAUUGAUAUAGAAAAGAAGGAAAAAAAGGAGAGGAAGAAAUCAGAGACUGAAGUCGAAGUAGAUGGUACCAAAGAACUUCACGUGACGUUAAGUCCACGUACUCCGGCUGGUGAUCCACCAGAAACAGAGGAACUAAUCAAAGCUUUAAUGGAUUUAGAAAAUACGGCAUCGUCGGAUGCUGGUGUUAGAGAACGUAUCGCAUCCUUACCACCAGAAGUUUCAGAAGUAUCGCUUUUGGCAAAUCUUGCAGAUAGAUCAGCAGCUGAUCAAUUGAGCAUAGCAGUUAAUGAAGCUGCAGCAUUGUUAGCCGAUUAUAAUGGAAGAUUGCAAGCAGAAAUGGAAGAUAGAAGAAGAUUAUUAACUAUGCUUAGAGAUUACACAUUAGCACAAAGACAAUUACUUCAGCAGGCACAAACAACAUUGGAGGAUUACAAAGAAAAAUUAAAGAAAGUCUGUGCCGUUAGAUCCGAAGUGAAAUCCCAUAUUUCUAAUUUGCCGGAUUUGACGCAAUUACCAGAUGUAACAGGAGGCCUUGCUCCACUUCCUUCAGCUGGUGAUUUAUUUUCUAUGCAUUAAUUAAUCUAAUGUUUAAUUAGUCUAAUGAUGAAGCAUGACCAUGCAAGAAUUUUCGAUUUUGAAUUUUAUGCAGUACAAAUGUAUAAUCAUUUUAUGCUGGCUUCAUCAAUUGUGAUAAAAAGGAAUCACAUGUGAACAUUUUAUUUUCCAAAAAUAUAACACACAAUAAAAAGCUAAUUAACGAUAAUUCAUCGAUUUCAAGAGAAAAGAAAAAAGAA
Messenger RNA from Vespa mandarinia (Asian giant hornet), 1344 nucleotides. RefSeq names its product regulation of nuclear pre-mRNA domain-containing protein 1B. The record is from RefSeq and is a predicted model, not a curated record. Gene Ontology annotation, molecular function: RNA polymerase II complex binding. Gene Ontology annotation, biological process: mRNA 3'-end processing. Lineage: Eukaryota; Metazoa; Arthropoda; Insecta; Hymenoptera; Vespidae.